GUCCUUGUCCCUUGUUCAUGCAGUGAGCCACACCUCUUUUUGUUCGUUUCUUGUUUGCCCUCAACUUGGAUUCAGACAAGACACACUGCUUAUGCAUGAGCCCCGGAAUAUUAUGUGAUGGCUCACAGUGUCUGUCUGUGAAUAGCUAUAAAGACCAAAGCCAUGUAUUGUACGGAAUAGGACGGUGGCUUUCUGCUAGUACAGUGUAGGCGUUUGCCCAAAGAGAGAGAGAGAGAGAGAAUGACAAGACUCCAAUCUCUCUUCCUCUCUCUCUCGCUACUGUAUGUGCUAGGUUCGGUGAAUUGCCAUCUUGUUGGGGGUCAGCCGCCAGUCUGCAUCAAGAUAAGCCCCAGGCCUGGAUAUGCUCUGCACAUGUACGAGUACUCGGUAUGGCUUCCGUGCCUGAGGGUGAUCGUGGCUGAGCAACUUCAGCUCGAUUUCCGUUCAACAAUGAAACGCCAGUUGAGCCUCAUUCAAGAUGCGAUACACCCACGCAUACGUCCGCUGCAUCAUCCCUUUGUGAAAGCCCUUUCCCCCCUUGCGUGGCGGACGAAAGCUCGUGGAACAGCGAACCAAAGUCUCACAAUCCACCGGUGAGCUGCCCAUUCACCACAGCUAAACCACAUACGGCACUUUUUGCGUAUGCAUUUACAAUGC
This is a messenger RNA of Trichoderma harzianum CBS 226.95, 657 nucleotides long. RefSeq lists its product as hypothetical. The coding region runs from base 241 to 597 and encodes 118 amino acids. Lineage: Eukaryota; Fungi; Ascomycota; Sordariomycetes; Hypocreales; Hypocreaceae. The record is from RefSeq and is a predicted model, not a curated record. The transcript has a single exon.